Molecule: messenger RNA, 3768 nt
Organism: Eublepharis macularius
Lineage: Eukaryota; Metazoa; Chordata; Lepidosauria; Squamata; Eublepharidae
Gene: KLHDC1
Product: kelch domain containing 1
Exons: 13
Coding region: 181-1416 (411 amino acids)
Molecular function (GO): protein binding
Source: RefSeq, a predicted model, not a curated record
CCCGCGCCGAGCGGUCGCUUCUCUCCCCGCUUCCCCUCAGCCGCCGCCUGCGCGCCCUCGAAGGGGCAGCAGGGGGAGCUCGCGAAGAGCCUUCCCGGCCGCGGCCGGGCUUCGACGCGACGGAACGCGGUUGCUGAGGCGACGACGGCCGGCGCUGCCCUCCCAGUCGCCCGCGCUAAGAUGGCGGCGAGCCCCCGUACUGCUCCCGCCCCUCUCCCUCGAGAGCUCUGCGUGGCCGAGGAGCGCAGCGGCCACUGCGCCGUGGUGGACGGGAACUGCCUUUAUGUGUGGGGGGGAUACGUGUCAAUUGAAGAAAAUGAAGUUUACCUUCCCAACGAUGAGCUCUGGAUCUAUGGAAUGGACAGUGGAUUAUGGUCAAUGCAUCUAAUGGAAGGGGAGUUACCUCCUUCCAUGUCUGGAAGCUGUGGAGCUUGCAUUGAUGGGAAGCUAUACCUCUUUGGUGGAUUUGACGACAAAGGAUACAGCAAUCGGCUCUAUUAUGUUAAUUUGCGAACAAGAAAUGGAACCUAUUUGUGGAAAAAAAUCACAGACUUUAAUGGUCAGCCUCCUACACCACGUGACAAACUUGCCUGCUGGGUGUAUAAAGACAGGCUCAUAUAUUUUGGAGGUUAUGGCUGUAGGAAACAAAACGAGCUGAGUGACUGUUUUGACGUCCAUGAUGCAUUUUGGGAAGGACAGAUCUUCUGGGGAUGGCACAAUGAUGUCCAUGUCUUUGACACAAGUAUACAAACUUGGUAUCAGCCAACAAUUAAACACGGAGCUCCUCCUCAGCCUCGAGCAGCUCAUUCAUGUGCUGUCCUAGGAAAUAAGGGCUACGUCUUUGGAGGACGGGUUUUGCAAACAAGGAUGAAUGAUUUACAUUCUCUGAACUUGGAUACCUGGUCUUGGUCAGGAAAAAUUUGUACAAAUGGAGAAAAACCAGCAGAGAGAUCAUGGCACACUUUGACGCCUGUAGCAGAUGACAAACUGUUCCUGUUCGGUGGGCUGAGUUCAGACAAUGCACCUCUAAGUGAUGGCUGGAUUUAUAGUGUGGCACCAAAUGAAUGGCAACCGCUUGCCUAUUUACCAAAGAACAGACCUAGGUUAUGGCAUACAGCCUGUCUUGGUAAAGAGGGUGAUGUGAUGGUCUUUGGAGGAAGUAAAGAUGACCUGCAUUUCCUGGACACGGGACACUGCAGUGAUUUAUUGAUUUUCCAGACACAACCCUAUUCACUUCUCCGGCUUACCCUUGACUGCAUUGCUAAAAAUGCAGUCCUCUUGGAGAAUCAAAUAUCCUGGUUACCAUCCAAACUCCUUGAGCAAGCUAUGGAUAAAAUCACUUACUGGGCAGCAGUUAGCCAUCGCCAGGAAAGAAAAGCUGAAACAGAAGACCAGGAGCAGAUUAAUUUCACCUAGCAACUUUCUGCGGAUAUCUGUGACAUAUGCAGAGAUCAUUGUUGGAGACCAUUUAGAAAUGUUACAAGUCAACUGAUUAAUGGGCUGGAUUUCCCAAGGUUAGCUCUGGUCUGAAUGCUUAGAAAUGUUCUCGUAUUUCUUGAUGCCUGAGCAACAAUUACAGUUAUGCUGCCCAUCUGGUAAUAGCUUGUGCAUUCUGAAGUUAAUAAUGACCUCCUUGGGUGUACUGAGCCAGUUUGUAAAGACUACAAUUCUAGUUCCAGUUAAAACUAAAGAGGUGUGAGAAGCGUUCAGAGGAUCAGAUUUUAUUUGGUCAUAUUUCUGGACGUUACCUCCUGUUUGCUGUUGUCAGAAACAGGAAAUUCAUUUAUACAGCAGUCUACAAAUAGUAUUCUUUGGUUGGAGAACACUCUAAAAAUGCUUGGCUAUAUAGAACACCAUUCUGGAAAAAUAGCAAAGAUAAAUGACUAUAAAAAAGUCAGUUAUCUUUAAAGUUUUGCACUAAAUUAAGUAUUUUUCAUCUGCUUGCACCAAACUUUUUUUUGAGGUAAUUAAUCACAGUUUUGAUAAUGUUUUACAUACUGCACUUUGGAUGUAUAAAGUUUGUAUUUAACUUUGUUGAAAAUAUUUUGCUUAUUUAUUGUAAAAAAAUUGUUUAUAGAAACAAUAUUUUCUUACCUCUUUCAGGUAUUAUGUUAAUAGUCAUUAAAAUCUGAUGUGCAUUUGAACAUAAAAUGGUUUUACUCAGUAGUGUGAGAAAAAAACCCUUUUUUUGACUUAACUGCUAUUUUGAGUAUCCUCAAAGAUGGUUACAAUAAUGGACCAUCUGCAUUCUUUGUGGCACUGCAGUUUUCCUAGGACAUUUGAAGGUCUUUUGUACCUCAGCAUAACAGCAGACUGCAUCACAUCAGAUAAGGGGCUGCAGCACAUGCAUUUGAUUAUGAAUUAAAUGUGAAUUAUUUAACAUGCUCAUCUUGCCGGACACAGGUACUGCAAGCACAAAAGCAAGUCCAGAGGUGUUAGUGUUUAUUAACAGGGGAUUCCCCCCCCCCCAUCAAGAAUUCCCCCGUCUCUAGAUUCCUUCGAACUCUACUUCCUACCAGGUAAUCUAGUAUACUUGGAAAUGACAUAUUGAAGCUGCAGCACUCCUGGAGUGAAGCAGCUGCCCUCUUGUUCUUUUUUCCCUCCUGUGCUUUUAAUAGCUGCAUUUCAACCAAAAACUUGGCAGUGGAUGAAGCAGUGAGAAGGCUCCCCCUGCUGACUUUCUGCUUGUUGGGCAGCUGUUAAAAGUCCUUCCAGAUCAUGCCAGUCUCUGCCCUUCGUUCCUUUACUGGAGCUGAUCGGAGCAGGUCAAAAACUUUGCCUCUAUCUUCAGGUCCCUUUUUAAUAUUUGUUCUAAAGCCCGAUUCUCUCAUUCUUGUUUUCUGCUGCCCGCUAAGUGCAGGGCUACUUCAUCUGUUAAAAAUGAGUCAUCGGUGUGUUUCGGCAGUCUUUCCAGACAAUACACAGAGUUCUGUGCCAGGAAGCCUCCCUGCUCCUGUUUUUCUUUUUAAAGAUGUUAUGCGAGGGUGGGGGAGAUGGACAAGUCAGACUGGGAUCACAGUGUGGGGGGAGGGGGGGUUAGGAAUCCCUCUUGCAUCGGUGUCCCCAUCUGAUAGGGCCCCCAGGGAGCCACCUUUGACUCACUGGGACAAACGGUAAUUCCCUUGGGCCAUUUUAAAUCGGGGGAAACCGCUGGAGAGAAGCCCCCGCCCUGCAUUCUGGAUCCAAGUCAGGCUCCCACCUGCCUUGGAAGUGGCUUUCUAAAAUGCUGAGAGCUCCAAGCCUGCUCAUUGGUUAGACCACAGAGGCGCCAUCGCCCCCAGCAGACGGCUUGCGCAAGGCCUCCUGACAUGAAUGGGGGGGACUGUGCAGACACCCGGAAGCAUUCCUGCACAAGCCCCCUGCAAGGGGGCUUGCCCAAGAGAAGUUCUUUCCGUGUGGUUGUGCCAAGUAUUUAGAAGUAAUAGAGACAAUAUGAUUAGGGCUGGCGGUAUAAUUCUAGUGGUAUCCAGUGAGACACAAGGAUGGAGUUACUGAUAAUGUCGACCUAUGGUAAAAUACUCAGCGCUCAUUGGGACAAUUUGAGCAGGAGAAUCUGUGACUGUUUCUUAUUUGAGCUAGAAAACAUCUGAUAAGGGAAGUACUUCUUAAGUUUCUCAUUUUGAAAAUGUCUUCGGAGCCAGUUGAUGAUAAUAUCAGACAUGCUUUUUCCAACUUAUGUUUUCAUUAAUAUUUUAUAAUACCUAUGAAAGGAAAGCCAGGUGAAUGCUUUUUUCUUUUGCCAUACAGAAAUAAAAACAUGGAGCUCUG